Molecule: messenger RNA, 2785 nt
Organism: Phodopus roborovskii (desert hamster)
Lineage: Eukaryota; Metazoa; Chordata; Mammalia; Rodentia; Cricetidae
Gene: Il12rb1
Product: interleukin 12 receptor subunit beta 1
Exons: 16
Coding region: 4-2193 (729 amino acids)
Molecular function (GO): protein binding
Source: RefSeq, a predicted model, not a curated record
CUGAUGGGGCUGAGAAGGACCGGCCAGCACAUCUUCGCUGUCCUUCUGAUUUGCCAGCUGGGCGUGUCCUGUAGAGCUGACAGCUGCAACUUUGAGAAGCCACCGCUGUACCCAGAUGGAGCCCCAGGCACCUUCUCAGGACCCAGGAACUUGAGUUGCUACAGGGUUUCCGGGGCAGACUAUGAAUGCUCCUGGCAGUAUGAUGGCUCUGAGGACAAUGUCACUCACUUCCUGAGGUGCUGCUUCAGUGGUGGGCGAUGCUGCUACUUCCCUGCAGGCCGUUCCAGGACUGUGCAGUUCUCAGAACAGGCUGGUGUCCCUGUGCUGUCUCUCGUCACGUUCUGGGUGGAGUCUCGGCUCAGCAACUGGACCAUGAAGUCUCUGGAGAUAUCCCUGUACCUGUCUGAGUGGAUCAAGUUCAAACCUCCUCUGGGAGAUAUCAAAGUGCUUCGUACAGACGGACAGUUACGCCUGGAUUGGAAUGUCACCGAUGAGGUUCCAGCUGAGGUGCAGUUCAGGCGCCGGACGCCCACAACAAAUUGGACAUUGGGUGACUGUGGACCCCAGGAUAACUCUGGCUUGGGUGUGAUUGAGGACAUUCAUGGUAGCAUUUCUGAGUCCUGCCUCUGCCCUGCAGUGAACGUGGCCCAGGAGUUCCAGAUUCGGCGGCGGCGGUGGCAGCUCUCUUUGGGAGCUCCUGGAGGCCCCUGGAGUACUUGGAGCAAUUCUGUGUGUGUCCCACCUGAACCCUUCCCCCAGCCUGAGGUCAAGUUCCUGGUGGAACCACUGGGCCAAGGUGGAAGGCGACGUCUGACCAUGCAAGGCCAGUUGCUGCAGCCAGCUGUCCCCAAGGGUUGUGUGGGAGUCAGGUCCGGUGCGCAGGUGAAGUACGUGCUGCGUGUGCACAUGUUGUCCUGCAUGUGCCAGCCUCAGAGCCGGAAGACCGUGUUCCUAGGCAAGACGCUGAACCUCUCCGGGGCUGCCUACGACUUGGUCGUAGUCACCAGGACUCGCUUCGGCCGCAGCCCCUACCAGACGUGGCACCUUCCUGCCCAAGAGCUCACAGGGUUGAGAACCUUGAAUGUCAGCGUGGAAGGCAAUGUGACAUCCAUGCACUGGGCAGCCCAGGCUCCAGACACCACCUACUGCCUUGAGUGGCAGGCACAGGGCCAGGGCAGGAACCACACCUAUUGUACUCUGAUUGCACCAGAAGAUGAGGACCCAGCUGGGACGGUGACCCACAGCUGGAGCUCAGAGCCUGCCCUGGACCAGGAGGAAUGUUACCGCAUCACGGUGCUCGCCUCCAAGGAUCCAGAGAACCCAGUGCUGUGGUACACAGUCCUGUCCAGUUACUACUUUGGGGGUAAUGCCUCGGUGGCUGGGAUCCCAAGCCACGUGUUGGUGAGGAACCACAACGGGAACUCGGUGUUCGUUGAGUGGGCGCCGUCGAGGCUAAGUGCCUGCCCGGGAGUCCUGACGCGAUAUGUCGUGCGCUGCGAGGCUGAAGACAGCGAGUGGGCAUCAGAGUGGCUCGUGUCACCCACAAAGACCCAUGUGACACUUCAGGGACUGCACAGUGGCGUGGUGUACAAGGUACAGGUGCGAGCAGACACUGCGCAGCUCCUAGGCUUCUGGAGCCGCCCCCAGCGCUACAGCUUUGAGGUGCAGUUUUCCCGUUUGUCCAUCAUUUUCGCGUCUCUGGGGAGCUUUGCCAGCGUCCUCCUCGUGGGCAGCCUCGGAUAUAUCGGUUUGAACAGGGCGGCCAGGCAUUUGUGCCCACCCCUGCCCACACCGUGUGCCAGCACAGCUGUGGAGUUCCCUGGCAGCCAGGGCAAGCAAGCUUGGCAGUGGAGCAGCCCUGAGGACUUCCCGGAGGUGCUGUGCCCGCGAGAGACACUGGUGGUGGAGAAGGCCCGGGACACAGAUGAUCGGGCGAAGCCUCCCCAGGCUGCCCCUGUGCCCGUCCUGGACACCCCACGGUCCUUGGAGGCUGAGAGGCAGGUGCACGGACGCUCGGAGGCCAAGGUCCUGGGACCAGGCAAAGACUGUCCCCGCAGCAGCCUGGCCCACGAGAGACUCCCGCUGCUCCUGGGGGAUGUGACCCAGAGAGCCUCCGCAUUUGCCGAUCUUUGGUGGACCCAGAAGGCUGAGGAACCAGUACCGUCCACCCGGCCUUCGGGGCAAGAGGACUGACUGGUAUAGGAGACACCUAUUGCGAGCGCAGCCACUCCCUCCUGGGCCCCUGAACCGCAGCAGCUGGUCCACAAUAGCUGCUCGGUUUUAUAGAUGUGAAUACUGAGGCUCCAAGAGGGUGAGCGUCUCACUUGAGACCACUUAGCAUUGGCAGGACGCAAAUCCAGGUCUGAGUGACAGUUGCCUUUUUCUCCUCCAGCUAUAGCGCCUCUCUUCUACUCUCUCCAGCACCGGUAACCACACAGCCUGCGAGGGAACCCUAGAAAUGGCCUACAAAGGAAACUGCUCAGGCAGCUGGGCACUCAGCACUCGGAGCAAAGCUGGGCACUAUUACUGGUCUGUUUUUUGGGUCUUUUAGUCUGAAGGGACCUGGUCACAGGCUGAAAUUGGCUCCUGUGUCCUGAGCUGGGGUCCAACUCCAGGAGCACUAGACAGGGAGUCUGGAUGUUUCUAGAGCGCCAUAAUUUAGGUGACUCAAAAGAUGGGACUAAGUACCGUGAGAGUGGGCUGCAUGCCCCCCUAGACUUCUGGGGGAAGGUUACACAUGCAGAUUCAGUUUCCCUAUUGGAGUACUGAGCACUUAAUAAACUUA